AUGGCUCGUAGCAGACAAACUGCUAGCAAAUUAACUGGUGGCAAAGCGUCGCGCAAACAACUGGCCACCAAAGCCGCUCAUAAAUCGGCUUCAGCGAUAGGAGGAGUAAAAAAGUCUCACUGCUACAGACUUGGGACUGUAGCGCUUCGUGAGAUUCGUUGUAAUCUGCGGUCAUGGCGCUGCGAUAAGGCAGUAAGGCUUAUCUUCUCGGUCUCUUCAAGAUACGAAUCUUUGCGCUAUUCAUGCAAAGCACGUCAGUAUUACGCCGAAAGAUACGGAAGUGCACACCGGAUUCGUGGUAAAAGAGCUUUUAUCCGGCAGAGAUGGAUGUUAUAA
Enterobius vermicularis (human pinworm) is the source of this 336-nucleotide messenger RNA. The record is from the annotation of a GenBank genome assembly. Lineage: Eukaryota; Metazoa; Nematoda; Chromadorea; Rhabditida; Oxyuridae.